Messenger RNA from Cheilinus undulatus (humphead wrasse), 1294 nucleotides. RefSeq names its product nitrilase family, member 2 (gene nit2). Gene Ontology annotation, biological process: oxaloacetate metabolic process; L-glutamine metabolic process. Gene Ontology annotation, molecular function: omega-amidase activity. The transcript has 10 exons. Gene Ontology annotation, cellular component: mitochondrion. The coding region runs from base 40 to 900 and encodes 286 amino acids. The record is from RefSeq and is a predicted model, not a curated record. NCBI's taxonomy places the organism in Eukaryota, Metazoa, Chordata, Actinopteri, Labriformes, Labridae.
UCAACUGUGGACUGUGGAACCAAACAGCAACCUGAACUCAUGUCCACAUUAGCAAAGACAAUGAGCAAGUUCCGUCUGGCGGUGGUCCAGCUGCAGGUGUCAGCCGUCAAAGGAGACAACCUCAGCAGAGCCCGGAGGAUGGUGAAGGAGGCGGCGGGUCAGGGCAGCAACAUGGUGCUGCUGCCGGAAUGCUUCAAUUCUCCAUAUGGGACGGGGUUCUUCGCUUCAUAUGCUGAGAGGAUCCCAGGAGAGUCCACACAGCUGCUGUCAGAGAUGGCCAAGGAGAACAAGGUCUACCUGGUGGGGGGAUCCAUCCCUGAAGAGGACGGAGGGAAGUUGUUUAACAGCUGUACAGUGUUUGGGCCUGAUGGAGAGAUGAUCCUCAAACACAGAAAGAUCCACCUCUUUGACAUCGACGUUCCCGGGAAAAUCCGCUUCCAGGAGUCUGAGACGUUGAGUCCAGGCAACAGUUUGUCAAUGUUUGACACUCCAUUCUGUAAAGUCGGCGUGGGGAUUUGUUAUGACAUGAGGUUUGCAGAGCUUGCUCAGCUCUACGGAAGGAAAGGCUGUCAACUGCUCGUCUACCCCGGAGCGUUCAACAUGACGACUGGACCGGCUCACUGGGAGCUGCUGCAGAGAGGAAGAGCUCUUGAUAACCAGGUGUACGUGGCCACGGCGUCUCCGGCCAGAGAUGAGACUGCUUCUUAUGUGGCCUGGGGUCACAGCACUGUUGUAAAUCCAUGGGGUGAAGUUAUCUCAAAGGCUGGAGCAGAGGAGGCGAUCAUCUAUGCUGACAUCGACCUGCAGUACUUGGCUGACAUACGACAGCAGAUCCCGAUCACGUCUCAGCGACGACACGACCUCUACACGGUGGCGUCCACACAGGAAGGAUCAAGCUGAAAACUCUGGAGGGAAAACUGUGAAGGUCCUAAACUCUGCGUCGUCUUCUCCCCUGAAAAUGUCUCGAUCUUAGAGACCAGAAGCAGUGUGGAUAGUAGCUUCUCAGUGACAGAACUGUGAUUUAUUCUACAGAACGUUUGGUGCUGAAAUACUAGAUAGAAAUCAUCAGCAGUUCAUCUGCAGCAUCGUUCAGAAGUAAAACCAAACAUUUAUCUGGUUGCAGCUUCUGUGAUGAAUCAAUCUGAAUCCUUCAUCAUGUCAUCAGAAAUAAAGCCUGCUUCUGUCUUUUAGCUGUUAUACACCAGAGAUUUUAUGGAAAAUAAUCAGUAGUCCUAUUUUCUAAAAUGGUGUAAAAACAUGAACAGCUCUGUGAGAAAUAAAUGAACCAGCCUCA